CCCACAAAUUCUUCUUGUCUGGUUAAUAUAUAUACAUAUACAUAUACAUAUAUUGAAGUAAUUAAUUAGGUUAUGUAAUUAUCCAAUAAGUCCUGUUUUUCUCUCUUGUUAAUUGCUGUCAUAUAUAUAUAUACAUAUUGGCAGCUGGGUUUCAUGGAGAUUUUUCAUCACAAUUAUUCUACAGCUAGUUUGGAGUUGAGCAUAGCCGUGCCGGGCUUUUCUUCUUCUCCAUCUUCUGGGGAAAGCUGUGGUGGUGCAAUGAAAGAGCUGGACAUAAAUCAAGUACCUUCACCGAUAGAAGAAGAAGAAUGCAUGGAAGAAGAAGAAGAAGAUAAUGACAGUCCGAACAAUAAUGGCAUCGGGGCGGCCUCGGCCCCUAGGAAGAAACUCCGUCUUACCAAAGAGCAGUCUCGUCUUCUUGAACAAACCUUCUUACAGAAUCAUACUUUAAACCCUAAAGAGAAGGAUGCUUUGGCAGCGGAACUGAAAUUGAAGGCAAGGCAAGUGGAGGUGUGGUUUCAAAAUCGUCGAGCCAGGAGCAAGAUGAAGCAAACAGAAAUGGAGUGUGAGUACCUGAAGAGAUGGUUUGCAACACUCAUAGAACAAAACAGGAGGCUGCAAAAGGAAGUGGAGGAGCUGAGGGCCAUGAAGGUGGCGCCUCCACACUGCCGCCAGCCACUGCCACACACUAUGUGUCCGUGCUGUGACCGUGUCAUCACGACUACUACUACUCUCCUGGAAAAGGGCCCUGCCAGCGGCGCCUCCGCAGCCACUACCACCUCCACCAUUUCUUCAGCCCCCAUAACCCGCCCCUAUUAAUUUCUAAUGGUGCAGUAAAUUAACUAAUGAUAGAAGACAGGCAGGCAUACCGCAUACAUAUGUUGUUUAAAGUAGUGUUGUUCAUCAUGUAUAUUGUAUAGGCCUCCCCCUCCUAAUUGAUCAUGUCAAUAACUGUAUUAACAGGGUAAUUAAGUAAAUGAACACAAAUUAAGGUAGAGUAAUGUCCUAGUCUAAUCAAACUGAAAUAUACAAGUUGUAUUUACUAUUUCCUGCAGUAUAGUUCUAUUAAUCGUCAUUAAUC
Sesamum indicum (sesame) is the source of this 1081-nucleotide messenger RNA. RefSeq names its product homeobox-leucine zipper protein HOX3. Gene Ontology annotation, molecular function: DNA-binding transcription factor activity, RNA polymerase II-specific; sequence-specific DNA binding. Gene Ontology annotation, biological process: regulation of DNA-templated transcription. Lineage: Eukaryota; Viridiplantae; Streptophyta; Magnoliopsida; Lamiales; Pedaliaceae. The record is from RefSeq and is a predicted model, not a curated record.